AUGUGUCUGGUUGUAUUAUUGUCAGUGCUUGCUUACGCAAGUUCAACUCUUGGAGUACCUGAGUUGUUGGGAAGAUGUUCUGUGCGCGCGUGCACAGAGGCAGGCUGGGUGUGUGGGGCCCGGCGGGUGACUGAUGAUGGACUCGAGUAUGCCAGCUUCCGUGGGGUGCCCUAUGCAAAGCAGCCUAUAGGGGAACUUAGGUUUAAGGAGCUGGAACCGUUGGAGCCAUGGAGUUACUGGUACGACGCGACAGUUGAAGGCCCAAUCUGUCCACAACGCGACGUGUUGUACGGACGGAUAAUGCAACCGAGGGGCAUGAGCGAAUCCUGUAUCCACGCGAACAUUCAUGUACCACUCGACGCCUUGCCGGUCUACCAGAAACAGAUGACCAGUUUGGAGUCUCCGCAUCAGGCUGGCAUCGAUUCUGACGAGAACGUCACAGAGAGUGGACUGCCUGUGGUGGUGUUCAUCCAUGGAGGAGGAUUCGCGUUUGGGUCUGGUGAUAGCGACCUGCAUGGUCCUGAAUACUUGGUCGGCAAGCGGGUUAUUGUGAUAAGCUUUAACUACAGAUUGAAUGUAUUCGGUUUCUUAUCCCUGAACACUACCAGCAUCCCUGGCAACAAUGGCCUCCGAGACAUGAUAACCCUGCUGCGGUGGGUGAAGACGAACGUGAAAUCUUUCGGUGGGAACCCCAACAACGUGACAUUGGCGGGACAGAGCGCGGGAGCCGCUAGCGCUCAUCUACUUUCAAUGUCCGAUGCGGCAAAAGGAUUGUUCAAUAGGGUAUGGUUAAUGAGUGGCGUGGGUUCAACAAACUUCUUCACAACUUCUCCAGCGUAUGCUCAGUUCGUGGCCAAUAUUCUGCUGGGAGUUUUGGGUAUCAACUCUACAGACCCCGAGGACGUACAUCAGCAACUAAUCAACACUCCAAUUGAUAAAAUCGUUGAAGCAAAUGCUUAUAUACUUGACUUAAUUGGCGCGACUACAUUCGUACCAGUUGUUGAAUCACUACCAGGGGUGACCGCAAUUCUAACUGACGACCCAGAGAUCCUUGUAACUAAAGGUCAUGGAAAAGAUUAUCCCAUAGUUAUAGGAUUCACUGAUGUCGAAUGUGAAACAUUUAGACCUAGAUUUGAACAGGUAGACAUUAUAUCCCAGAUAAAAGUUACACCAACUUUGGUGGUUCCUCUACAAUUGAUUUACACAAUGCCUCCGAAUGUUGUACAAAGUGUAUCAGAUGCGAUCCAUGACCGAUAUUUCAACGGUACUGUAGAUAUGGACGGUUUCGUGAGAUUAUGUUCUGACAGUAAUUUCAUAUACCCUGCAAUCAAGUUAGCCACAACCAGAGCCGCUUUGGAUGGAGCUCCCGUGUUUCUCUACCAGUUUUCGUAUAACAACGACCACAGUGUCAUAAAACAAGGCCUUGAUAUAAGUUUUAAAGGUGCAGGGCACAUAGAAGAUUUGACUUACAUUUUCCGUUCUAAUUCAAUUUUAGGCAGAGAUAGCAUAUUUUCCAAAGAUUACCAAGAGCCUAUGAAGGAUUGGAUGACAAUGUUCUUUACGAACUUCGUAUAUUCGAGUCAGCCAUCAAAUAGCGGAUAUGGUGAUGACACGUGGCCAACAUUGAACAAUGGCGAACUGCGGUAUCAAAACAUAGUUACACCUGGUAUUUAUAACUACAAAAAUGCUACAGAAAAACAGCUAGCUAUGAAGAGGUUCUUCGAUUCUCUAGUGAAGAAUAACAAGAGAACGUGAAAGAGACAAUGACUACAAUAUGGAUUCAAAUUGAAAAGUUUGAUUCGGUAGAACAUUACACUGUUAUAAUUUAUAGGAUCAUAUGUAUAUAUUUAAUAAUAGUAUAAUAGAUACUAAAAUGAUCUCACUAUAUAAUGAUUAAGUUAUGUACAAUUAUCUAUUAAUUCUUAUUUGAGCGUCUUACACAAGCUUAAAGCCUUUAAAUUGAUCCAAACGCAAUCUAUGAUCCUAUACAUUUAAUAGUGAAAUAUACUCCAAAGUGUGUUGUGAUAGAUCAUUUACAAUAAGUGAAACUAAGGUAUCUAGAAAGCUGAUUUAAAAGGGAUAGAAUCGUAAUCAGGUCUGAAAAAAAUACCAAGUGAUAUUUCUUAAUUUGUCGAUACAGAAUUGUUAAUAAAUUUCAUAUAAACAUUCGACAAUGCUAUAAAUGUAAAUAUUAUGCCAUGCAGAGAAAUAGAAACUGUAUUAUAAUACAAUGAAGAUAUUGAAUAUGACUGUGGAUGGACAUAAAGGGAAGGGACAACAUAAGAAAAGAUGGAUAGUGUGUGAAAGAUUAGCACAAAGGGAAGCACGCUUAGAUAUGACGGACUCAGCAUCAGCGGAAGACCACAAUACGCCGAUCCCAAAUAAUGGGACAAAGUUAAAGCAAAGAUGAUAAAUGGUAAUAUAAGAAAACUAAAAUCGAAACUACACGGUUCCAAUUCAAUUAAAAGUUACUCUACAGACAAUCUAUAGACUGAUGAUGUACUGCAAUUUCAGAAUAAUUUCAGAAUGAAAUUGCAAAACCAUUUGAAACUGUUAUAAUUUCGUUUAAGCAAUUGUAUUACUAAGUUUAGUGCUAAAAUUAGAUUAGUUAUAGGGUGAAGGUGUCAAUUAACUAAUGGACGUCGCUGUAAGCUUAUGGAAACCAUCAUUAAGUACAACAAAAGUGGUGUGGGUCAGUGUAUAAAUAUAUUUGGGAUCAUUGAUUAAAUUUGUCCAUCACAAUCUGGGCACUGUUACUGACAAUUACUGUCAAGUGUGUUGUCAAAACUAAUAUAAAGUGGUAACGGUACGGUAACCGUUUACCAUCAGAUGAGUAGUAUCUUUGCCAGCGUAGAAUAGAAAAUCAUUUAU
This is a messenger RNA of Achroia grisella, 2871 nucleotides long. RefSeq names its product juvenile hormone esterase-like. Lineage: Eukaryota; Metazoa; Arthropoda; Insecta; Lepidoptera; Pyralidae. The record is from RefSeq and is a predicted model, not a curated record.